AUGGGCCUUCCAUCUUUGGAUAUUGGGAAUGACAAAAAUUGGCUUAUUAAAUUGAGGGAUAUUUUCAUUAAUAAUUGUAAAUUACAUAUGAAGUGGACUACUCUAUUCCCCUAUUGCAUAUGGGAGCUAUGGAAAAACAGGAACCAUAAUAACAUCAAUAACCUGGAUAACUACCUUGAUAUAAGAAAGGUUAUCCAUGCAGCAUGGGAAUUCACCUUCUUCACUCAAAGAAAUUCAUUCGUGGAAAAAACUAUCAAUGUUGAGAUUAGUUGGAUUAAGCCUAAUAAAGAUGUGAUUAAAUUAAACUAUGACGGUGCAUUCUCCAGUAAGAGUAGAAGGGCAGGGCUUGGAGGCUACAACAAAGGAGAUUGGAUUGUAGGCUACCAUAAAUCAAGCCAGGCGAUUUCCCCCAUCCAUGUAGAGCUGUUGGCCUUACUAGAAGGGCUAAAAAUUGCUAGGGACAUGAACUUCAUCAUGAUAGAAAUUGAAACUGAUUGCACUAAGAUGGCUAAUGCACCAAUUGAAGAUCCCGCUACUGAAGCAUAA
Nicotiana tabacum (common tobacco) is the source of this 546-nucleotide messenger RNA. Lineage: Eukaryota; Viridiplantae; Streptophyta; Magnoliopsida; Solanales; Solanaceae. The record is from RefSeq and is a predicted model, not a curated record.